Molecule: messenger RNA, 6581 nt
Organism: Chionomys nivalis (European snow vole)
Lineage: Eukaryota; Metazoa; Chordata; Mammalia; Rodentia; Cricetidae
Gene: Nt5c1a
Product: 5'-nucleotidase, cytosolic IA
Exons: 6
Coding region: 53-1153 (366 amino acids)
Biological process (GO): adenosine metabolic process; nucleotide metabolic process
Cellular component (GO): cytosol; cytoplasm
Molecular function (GO): magnesium ion binding; nucleotide binding; 5'-nucleotidase activity
Source: RefSeq, a predicted model, not a curated record
UGUCUCUGCCGCCACCUGCUCCCGCCUGGCCGGAUCGGAUCCGAGCCGAACCAUGGAACCCGGACAGCCCCGGGAGGUUCGUGAACCCGGACCAGGGGCAGAAAACACUGCGGCGCCGCGCUGGGAGGAGGCCAAGACUUUCUAUGAUAAUCUCUCGCCCAAGAAGAAACCCAAAUCGCCAAAGCCUCAGAAUGCGGUCACCAUCGCUGUGUCCUCCAGAGCCUUGUUUCGCAUGGACGAGGAGCAGAGGAUCUACACGGAGCAGGGGGUGGAGGAGUAUGUGCGGUAUCAGCUGGAGCACGAGAAUGAGCCCUUCAGCCCCGGGCCAGCCUUCCCCUUUGUGAAGGCCCUGGAGGCUGUGAACAAGCAGCUUCGGGAGCUGUAUCCCGAUAGCGAAGAUGUUUUUGACAUUGUCCUCAUGACCAACAACCAUGCUCAAGUGGGAGUCCGUCUCAUCAACAGUAUCAACCACUAUGACCUGUUCAUUGAGCGAUUCUGCAUGACAGGUGGGAACAGCCCCAUCUGCUACCUCAAGGCCUAUCACACCAACCUCUACCUGUCAGCUGAUGCGGAAAAAGUGCGAGAAGCCAUUGAUGAGGGGAUUGCUGCUGCCACCAUCUUCAGCCCCAGCAGGGACGUGGUUGUGUCCCAGAGUCAGCUCCGCGUGGCCUUCGAUGGGGACGCUGUGCUCUUCUCUGACGAGUCAGAGCGCAUUGUCAAGGCCCAUGGACUGGACAGAUUCUUCGAGCAUGAGAAGGCCCACGAGAACAAACCUUUGGCUCAGGGCCCCCUAAAAGGCUUUCUGGAAGCACUCGGUAGACUGCAGAAGAAAUUCUACUCCAAAGGCCUGCGGCUGGAGUGCCCGAUUCGUACUUACUUGGUGACAGCGCGCAGCGCAGCCAGUUCUGGGGCUCGGGCCCUCAAGACCCUGCGAAGCUGGGGCCUGGAGACGGAUGAGGCCUUAUUCCUAGCUGGAGCGCCCAAGGGCCCCCUUCUUGAGAAGAUCCGCCCACACAUCUUCUUUGAUGACCAGAUGUUUCAUGUGGCUGGGGCACAGGAGAUGGGCACAGUGGCUGCCCAUGUGCCUUACGGCGUGGCCCAGACACCCCGGCGGGCGGCUGCGGCUAAGCAGACUCUAGGUUCACAGCAGUAGGGUUACCUCGCUGUAGGCUCCCUGACACACUUCCGAGCCUCAUCUGGUGACCUUUCCUGGCGCCUCACUGUCCACCAUCCUGCCUGUUGCCCUCUUCCCUCUGCUCAGAUGCUCCAAGGAAUUUAGGAAGUCGGGGCCAGCAUUCUCACAGUCCCUGCUGGGCAAACACUGCCAUGAUCCUGGCAAGGAAAGCAGGACUUGGCAGGGUAGUUAGGGUGUUGUGGAGAAAUUGAUAGGACCGAGAGCGGCACAGUCAGAGAUGCCAGGAUGUCAAAGGGCUUGGGAUGAAACUGUCACAUGUAGUAUGAAGAGCAUUGUGCAGGAGAGGGUGGAUUAAGGCAUGGACUGCAUGACUUAAGUCCCUCUUUUUUGUAAGCCUCAGUUUACCCCCCUUUUAGGUGAUUUCCAAGCUGUCCUUUAGUCAAAGCUUGGAUGAUGCCCUAAAUGGAUCCUCCUGUGCUGGACUGCUGGUUCCUAUGGCACUUGUGUAGAUUACAAGAUAACACUCUGUCUAGGUGAAUGAAUGACAAAAUGAUGGCCCUUCCUUUGGCCCAAGCCCGGACAUAGGCUAGAUUCCAGAUCUUCGCUCCUCAGCCCUUCAGCCCAUCAGAUGGAAAAUACGCACAGCCCUGUCUAUAUCUCGCCAUGUUUGGGAACUACUGCACAGGGUGAUCUGUUGUUUCCUGUGACUUGCUAACCUGAGCUAACCUGACUGCCAGCUGGAAGAAAUGAUGGGAGUGGAAAUGAUGGGAGGAAUGUACCCUACGUGCAAAUUUUCCUCUAGCCAGCAGGGGGCACUGCAGGCUCCUCCUGGAUUGCGCUUUAGUGGCUUAACAACUCUGGGGGUGGGGGGGCUUUCUUUGCUUUCAGCUUUUUGGCAAAGUUCAGCAGUUCUGCCUGCCAAGCUCCUCACCUCAGUCCUGGGUCUACCAGUCACUGCCACCUACCAUGAUGUAAGGAAGGUCUCCCAGCAACAAAAGAGCACUCCAGCCCCAAAUAUGGAGAAACCACAGGCUCUGAGUGAGUGAUUGUCCAGGCUGAGUCUGAGGGCAAGCUGCUGCAGGGAGACCGGGAAGUGUGAGGUCUGAUCUUAUGUGAACCCAAAGACACUAAGGACGUGCCGGCUUAGAGAGGGAUGCCCUGAACGUGCACCAGCAUGAUGCUGCUGUGGAGAAGGAAAAGCCAGUCUGAGCUACCCUGGAGGUGAUGAGCUGUCACUGGGGUGCGGUACAAAGGACUCUGGAAUGAACCGACCCCCUGAGAGGUACCAGUGAUGACUCCACCUUUGCAUGAAACCAGGCAGCUCUGUCUUCUCCACAUGAUGAGCGAUAGUCACCUCCUCCUUUGCUAAGCGGUCCUGGCACUCAGAGGAAGGGUGGAAGAGUGGAUGCUUGGUCCCCUAAGAGGAGAAGGGAGGGGCAAACAGACAUGUGGUUGUGCUCUGAUUACCUGGCUCCCACAGGGAUUUCAGCAAUGGGGAAACCCAAAGCACCAUCAGAGGGCCAGGAGAGGGCCUGGAAAUGGGGAGAAGGGCAACCGGAGACUCUGACCUCUGCCUUUCUAGGCAUUUGACUCAGAAUCUGAACGAGAACAUGUUCUGGGCGGUGUGUCUCAGGGUAGCAGCUGCAGGAAGGAGGAUGAAGGCUCAGGAGCUCCUGGAAAUGAGAACCAGCUUGGGCCAAAUGAGAAACAUGGGGUUGAGUGUGCAUCUGUGUCUGCAGUAUGAGGACACGGUUCCUGUCUGUGUCUGCAGCAUGUAGACACGGUUCCUGUCUGUGUCUGCAGCAUGUAGACGCGGUUCCUGUCUGUGUCUGCAGCAUGUGGACACUGUUCCUGUCUGUGUCUGUAGCAUGUGGAUGCGGUUCCGGUCUGUGUCUGCAGCAUGUGGACACUGUUGCUGUCUGUGUCUGUAGCAUGUGGACGCGGUUCCUGUCUGUGUCUGCAGCAUGUGGAUGCGGUUCCUGUCUGUGUCUGCAGCAUGUGGACACUGUUCCUGUCUGUGUCUGCAGCAUGUGGAUGCAGUUCCUGUCUGUGCAGCAUGCAGACACUGUUCCUGUCUGUGUCUGCAGCAUGCAGAUGUGGUUCCCGUCUGUGUUACAUGCGGACAUUGUUCCUGGAAAACAGUGAUGCACGUGAGAUAGACAGAGCUGCUUUAUGGAGCCACUGGCAUUACUGCACCGGGGAGGGCACAAAGCAAAGGUGUUUUUUUUUUUUUUUUUUUUUUUGAUUUUUCGAGACAGGGUUUCUCCGUAGCUUUUUGGUUCCUGUCCUGGAAUUAACUCUUCUAGACCAGGCUGGCCUCGAACUCACAGAGAUCUGCCUGCCUCUGUCUCCCAAGUGCUGGGAUUAAAGGCGUGCGCCAUCACCGCCCAGCUAGCAAAGGUGUUUUUGCACAGGGUCGUUUUCAUCAUUAUAGCCAGGACCCUUCCUGCCAGCAGAGGAGGCCUGGGGUAGAACAAAGUCUGUAAGGGGCUUCCUCCCCUACUGGUUCUCCACGACAGACCAGAGAUGUCGUGCAACCUAAGAACAGCUGCAAGGGAAUGAAAAGGGGGGUGAGAGAGGAAGCUCAGCCACAGGGCACUUUCCGCCUUCCUUAGAUCACACAGUAGCCUUCUGCCGUGAGGCCAUCAUCACCAUCACCUUCUUGAAGGGUUCCUUCCUCAAGGCUCAGUCAGUGGUCACAAGAAGCUUGUAGAGAUGUGCAGAAUGCAGGCUCAUAGAGUGUUCUUAGAGUGCCCAGUCAGAAAGACUGAUGUGCUGGGAUGCAGGAGGCUUAGUGGCCAGGGCCUGGUCAUGAACAUGGCAAACGCAUCCAGGUUUCUCAGGAAACAGGAACGGUACCAUCCCAGAAGCAAGGAGAUAAGGUGCAGUAAAAAGCUGCGGAAUUCACUGGAGACACCAUGAAUAGAUACAGACAGCCCUGGGCAGCGCAGAAAGGUCCAAAUUCUAUUACCUAAACCAAAAUUGAGCAUCUCAAGCCUGGACAAAAGCUUCUGGAGCUGGACUAAAAGGCCAGAAGUCCUGGGGGCAGGCUCCAGCUGCAGCCGCACAGUCCUCCUGAUGGACUCGAGGGCUGAAGAGGAGCCUGACAGCACGAAGCAUUGUUUAUUGUGUUACCAGGAGAUUUAAAAACCAGCUGAGCAUCAAAGCUCCAGACCCAGCCUCAGACCGCAGCACUGGGGCAGAAGAGCCAACCGCCCUCAGAACCCUGGACGCCUUUAGCUGGAAGCACCACAUCCCUAGGCCUGGCAGAACACUCCUCCUAGGGGGUGCUUGCCAACCGAGUCCCAGGCCCCGUGGAACUGCCACUCAGCAGAACAGUAGCUCUGUUUGUUAUUAGGAAUGGAGACAGCUAAGAUUACUACAGAACGCCCCUGGGGGACGGAGAUGUAGCUGGGCAUUGGGCUCAGCUAGCAGAGUGCUUGCAUACCGAAUACAAAAGCCUGGGUUUAACCCACAGCACUGCACAAGCUAGAUAUGACGGUGCACACCUAUAACUCCAACACUGGAGGGAUGGAAGCAGGAGGAGUCAGAAGGUCAAGGUGCUUCUCAGCUGCGGUCUGGGCAGCAUGAGAUCCCCAUCGCAAAAAGAAAAAAACAAACCCUCCCCUACGUGACGGCCCAGCUACAUUAGUGGGAAUGCAGCAGAAUGGGCUAAAAGGAGCAGAAGCUAGCAAGAAGUUCAAGUCCCUGACAGACUCGAUGCUACUACACCUCUGUUUGAUUGGCAUGCAGUAAAGCGAUGAUCAGAAUAUCAAAGCCCCUCCACAGCAUGUGGUAAAUAGCCCGACCCCAAAUGUGUCCCUGGGUGUCCCUUGGUAACCUCAGAAGGCCUGGCCCUCCAUUGGGAAUCCUGUAUCUUCCUGUGAUCCAGUCUGCUGGAGGAGAUACCACGCUGUGGCCAUUUCUACCCUCUUGAGGUGUCCAGGACACAGUGAUUUGGGGAGCUGUCAUAACUUGCUCAAAGUUGCCCAGCUAGUAGGUGGCAGUGCUGGGACCUGGAUGUCCAUCAUUUUCCAUACAGUGGCCAGAGAAGCUCCAUUCUGGAAGAAUUCACCCAAAGCUGACCUGUUGAAAAGCUGGGACACAUUUGAGCAAGUGCAUUCUGGUUCAAGCCGCCUCACUGACAGUGAUGGAAAUUAGGGCAGUCCUUCCAAACCGCUUUUGAACAACUUCAAGCUAUGUGAAACUCAGUUUGCAGAUCAUUGAGUUGAGCUAAUAAGGGGUGAGGCCAAACUGGAUCCAUUUCUUGUUGUCGUGAAGAAGCUUCUGUCGUCUUAAACUCUACGUCCACUGGGCUUAUAGACACACUACAGCAGCAGAACUCAAUGGUACCAACGGAAACGCCAAAGCCAAAAGAAUAUUCUCCAACCCUCUUACAGAGAAUGUCUGCUGACCCUUGCAUCAAGGUAAAUAUCCUGGCCACUGGGACAACAUUUAAGCAUUUAAGGACAGAAAUCGACUCCCUAGCUAAAGGAGGCAGGGAGAGAUGGGGACUUAAUGACUAUCUAACCCUUUCCUGACACUCAAGGGUUUAAAAUUCCAAGUACUGUAAAUCACAAGUCAGACUGAAUUCACCCUCUCAAGCUGAACAGGAACAUGACCUUGGCUACAGGUGGCCUUGCUGGUUCCCCAACACCCAUCUCUGCAGCCGUCAUCUCAGCUCCUCAUUGGCCCCAUGGGGUCUCUUGAGCCCUAAUGAGUGCUGGUAAGUGAAUGACUGUGAAACAUGGGCUUUGAAUAAAGGGGAGCACCCAGUGUUGACUCCAGCAGCUCCGAUCUAGCAAGCCAUCCUCACUCCCCGUCUCUGAAAACAAAUUCUCGAGUGUCCCCGGAAGGCUUUGGCUCAGAAGGAUGCAGAUGGAGUGAGAAGCCAGAUUCCACUACAAGGUAGACAUUUUCUUCAAGUAUGAGGCACAAGCAACCAAGCCACCCUUGCAAUGGAAAUUUCUGAAUUCAGUGCAAACAUGCCAGACUGUCUCACCUGCCGCAAUAGCUGGUGUCACCCAUCAUGGUAGUCCCCCUUAUAAAGCCCAGACUUGGACUCAGCUUCUUUUUUUUUUUUUUUUUUUUUUUUUUUGGUUUUUUGAGACAGGGUUUCUCUGUAGCUUUGGUGCCCAUCCCAGAACUAGCUCUUGUAGACCAGCUGGCCUCGAACUCCCAAACAUCCACCUGCCUCUGCCUCCCGAGUGCUGGGAUUAAAGGCGUGUGCCACCACCGCCCGGCUGGACUCAGGUUCUUCAUGCAGCACUUCAGACAGCCUGUCCCAGAUGGAGGUGGCAUGAAAGACGGAACCUGGUUUACUACCUUACUGCCUUUGUGGACUGGACCAUUGCUUUCCUGUGGGCAGGCAUGGUCCUUAAUAUUCCUUCUCUGAUGCUGUGGUACGCUCCAAGGAUGCCAGAUUCUCACCUAUCUCCAGCAGAAU